GUGUUUUGCUCAAAGGAGCGUUGUGAACGUACCCUAUAGAUAGUGUAGUGGAUAUGAGUACGGAGGUUAUAGGAAGAAUAAUCAUAAUAAUAUUAUUAAAGAAAAAGACUCAAAACUUAAAAGCAAUGACUUCCCUCUGAAGUUUCGAUCUUCCCGUCUGGCCUCCAUUUUCUCAAAACUCCAUUGUCAUAGCUUCACUUCAAAACUCGUUAGGGUUUGAAACUUUGCCUUCGCGCUUUCUCCUCAUCACUCUCCAAAAUCAUGCCGACCGUAGCUACCAGAUUCACUUCAAUGGCGACUGCUGGAGUCGGAGUUAUCACAAAUCGUUUUCGAAAACCCCCGCCUGUUCAGUCAUCGGAGCAAUUGCUUUGUAAUUCCACUCGUCCUGUUUCCGUUCUCACAUCCUCUUCCUCUCUCUCCCUCAAGCCUUUCUUCACCUAUGAAACCGAGCUAGUCAUGGAGGCUGGGGAGCCAGUCCCUAGACUCGUAUUUGAUCGUGUCCCUAACCUUGAAGAAUCAAAGGAAGCCACAGCAGAUUUGAAGGAGGUCUUGGAUGCGAUGUAUCUUCAAUCAGAGCCUCCAUUAUCAUCGGAAAUUUCUCUGCCUCUGAACUCUGAGAUAGUAGGUGACGGACCAGGGGUGAAGCAUGUUCAUCAAGCAUUUCGUUUGCUUUGCAAUUCCCCUGAAAUUCAGAAUGCUGUUGCCUCCGCCGCUGCGGACCAGAAGGUAUACGAAGCUGUGCUUGAGAAUUCUGAAGUCAAGAAACUCAUCCAAUCAUAUCAAAUCAGUUCUGAUACCAAUGAGGAGAAAGAUGAAGAAAAUGUUAUCCAGGAGGAAGAAUCAAAAGCAAGCGAAAUGAAAAUGUCCAGGAAUCCAAAAGAUUUCGUAGUUAAAAUGGUGAAGAAUAUACUGAGUCAUCUUCCAGGCUUAUUUGGAUCUUCAGUUGUAGAGAAUAGUUCUGGAUCAGAUAGUAAAGAAAACUCAACCAUGAAAGGUGGGAAUUUUGAAUCAGGCUUUGUGGAAAAGCUCAGGAACCUGAAAAAUUCGGUUGUUGAAAUGGUGACUAAGAUACCGAAUUAUCUUCCUAACUUUCAUGGAUCUUCUUCUUCAGCUUCAGAGAGUGUUUCUGGAUCAGAUCAUAAAGAAAAUUCCCAAAGUUCUGUCCCUGAAUUGGAUAUAGGAACAUCUCUUACAGGGUUGGCAAUCAUGGUUAUUAUGAUUGUAGUCUUCAAGCGAGUUUAGUCUGCUCACAAGAGUCUGCUGGACCUGUGGAAGCAGUGUGUAGAGCUUCAAACAAAGGCUCCAGAGUUUGUUAAGUAUGUUAUAACUUAUACGAGUUUAUCUCUUGCUAAAUCUUAAUAGAUAGUAUAAGGGAGAUACUUUAUGUUAACAACUGUUUUUAGCUUUCUUUAGUCAAUUCUCUGUGUGCUAUGGAUAAUGGGAUGGAUAUUAUGGAGUUAAUUGUACCUCACUUCUCUAGGAGGAACAAAGAUAUCAACCUUUUCCAUUGUAUUCUUAUUUCCUUUUAAUGUAGGUUACCGCCAUUUGGGUUGAA
Molecule: messenger RNA, 1555 nt
Organism: Cucumis melo (muskmelon)
Lineage: Eukaryota; Viridiplantae; Streptophyta; Magnoliopsida; Cucurbitales; Cucurbitaceae
Exons: 4
Coding region: 262-1242 (326 amino acids)
Source: RefSeq, a predicted model, not a curated record